GUGACUGGUAUAACCAUAGACAUAUGAAAAUUUUCAUAUGUCUAUGGGUAUAACAGGCACACGAUCGUUAUAUCAACUAUAUAUAUGUAUAUGGGGGUGUUUGACAAUGAGUCUCUUAAAAUCAUAAUUCUUCAAGAACAAAGCAUGUCCAGUGUCCAGUCUUUUUGUAUCGGAAUUGGUUAAUAUAAGUAAAUACUAUAUAGUUCGAACAUAUCGAUAAUUGCAACGUAUAUACAUAUGUAUAUUAUAUGCGCAUGCACCGUUGGCACUGCAUCAGACGGCCCUGAAGUACUAGUGUUGGUAACAAGUGGCUGUUCUAUUCUCAAUCGCUCUGCGGAGCACAAAUCGUUUAGAGACCGAUGAUUCUUUAAACAUGCGUUUAAAGACAUUUUGAUUUGCAUAGAGAUGCUUUAUUUAUUGCACUGUCACUCUUAAGUUCAAGUAUUAUACUAUUUAUGCUGUCUGAAGGAUAUGGAUCCAGAAAACAAAAGCAAAGAUACAGUUGUUAAAGUAACAGAUUGGUUACGUGGAAUUUGGGAGAUGAGGCGUCAAAAUGGUCCGGUUCAACAAUGGAUAGAUUCCAUACCGUCACCUAUAAAAUCAAGCUUCUCAAUAAAAAAUGAACAUCAAAGGGAACUAACUGAAAAGCCUAGUAUUUCACUGUUACAAACAGAGCCUAAAGAUAUUCCAUGUUUUAAAGGAACAAAACAGCCAAGUAUGACUGUUUCAGCACCUAUAAAUGUUCCUAGUACAACAUCAACGAAUAAUGCAACAGGCCUACCAAGCUCAUUACCUCAUAAGCUGAUGCGUGAUCCUAGUUUACAAUCUGACAGUAGUCACUGCAGUAGCGUAGAAAGUUUACUAGAAUUAAGAAAGGCAGAUCCAGAAGCAAUUUUACUUGGACUUGGAUUUGGUGGUUGCUCAAAUAGCCCACAAGAAAAUGGUUCUUUUUCUCGAAUACCAAAAAGAUUUUUACAACCAUCAAAAUUGAAAGGAAUAGCUAUCAAUGAUUUUAUGAAGCAACAACAAGAAACUAGCGAAUCCUUUGAUUCUGUAUCAUUAGGAUAUAGAGGUUUAACAGGAUCGCCGUACGUAGCGCCCUCGGAAAUUGUACAAAAAAUUGUACAGCGCUUACGGGAACAUGAAAGUCAUGAACACGAUCCGUAUGCAACAUAUAAUUCUUAUGAACAGUAUAGUCCGUUACAGUGUAAUGGUACACUGUCUGUACUGUCUCCUGAUAACAGACAAUUUUUGGAACGACCGCGUUCAAAAAGUCCUGAUAUGCGUAAUAAGCGUAUGAUUAUUGGACAGAAGUCAUUUGCGUUCGGGCACGAUGGUGAUCUAAUCGAAAUUGACCCUUCUGAUGCAAAUAGGUCGCCUCGAGAUGACUCAAACGAUUCUAAUACUAUAAAAAAUUCGGAAACAUCCGAUGAUUUACAAAACAGCGAUACUAAUCACUGCAAAAUCACAGAAACAGAGAAAGUAAUACCAAAGCGAUUAUUGUUCGAGGAUAGUAUUGAAUUUGAUAACAUCGAUAUCGAUUCGUCGAUACAAACAUAUAAAGAGAAUUCAAAUACGCAAAAUACAAACUUUGAUGAAAAUACUGAUUGUAAAGAAGAUGUAUCUUUAAACGUAACUUCAUACAAUUUGAGUGAUAUCCGAAGGGCCAGCUCUGGAUCUUGCGAUACAAAGAUAGAAAAGGUUUCAUUGACAGUACAAAGAAGAAGAUACAGCGACGGCUUCGUUCAAACUACCGAAAAUACUAACGAAACUAAUCUGAUACGAAAAAGAAAAACUUUGAAACGACAGACUAGAAUAAGUGAUACGGAUACGACAACAGAUUAUUAUGAUUCAAAAGCGUCUAUUCCUGAUACUAUACAACACAAAGAAUUAGAAUGUAACUUGCAUAAAAAAACUGAUGCUUCUGAGCACAAUGAAAGUAUUCGGAUAAAAUUAACGGAAAAUAUCAAUGAAAAUGUAAACGUAAAAGCUGAAAAUGAAAAUGAAAAUCGCAUUAUAAAAUGUUCUUCACAUAUAUUUUCCGAAGAUACGAGUAACUGUAUACAAUCUGAUAGUAGCAGUAGUAGUUUAAUUAAAAGAGAACGGCAACAAGAUAACAAUGAAUGUUGUGUUGAGAAGAACCGGUCUGUAAAUCAAGAGGAAGAAACAACUUGUUGUUGUCAUACUGGUACUAAAAAAUAUUGGAAAAAGAUGGAGAAAAUUAUUCAAGAAAAUAAGAACUUGGAAAGUAUGGUAGCAAAAAAUAGGAGAGAAAUGCGAGAAAUUCGAGAAAUGUUAAGCAGCGUGUUAUCCGUACGAUUAGAACCUGGUUUUUAAUUUGGAUGUAGCAAUAUAGUAUAUCACGUAAAAAGGAUUACUCGUGAAAAGUAACAAUAAUUGAGCAUUAAAGUUUUAUGAUAUAUGUAAAACUUUUAAAUUUGUUACAGCAGAAUACAUAUCUACAAUUAUUUGUUGUAUACUCGCGUUCCAGAUAAAUAAUUGCUCUACAUAUAUGUAUAACGGAAACGAUUCACAAAAUUAUCUCAGGAAGUGAUAAGUACCAUAAAAGAUAUUGAUGCCAAUAUUUUAUAUACCAUAUAUAAACAUCUUUAUUUAUAACAGAGCUAUAAUUCGUUCAAUGAGAGAUCAUACUCUUACUUUUAACUUUGUGGCACUUCGUGAUCAUUUACACAGCGGACAAAGAUAUAUUCGAAUAGAGGAAACAAGUGAUAACGUCGAAGGUCGAAGCGUAUACUGAAUGCAUAUAUACGUAUAAGACCUCUGCCACUAUGCGCUUGCGCAGACGAGUAUAGUCUUUUCUUGAACGAAUAUUUUUAUGAUUUAAAUUAUGAAUAAAGAUGUAAAUGUUUUGUUAGAAUUUCAAAUUUUAUUUUUCAUCGAAUAUGAAUAAGAUCUAUAGAAUGUUCUAUAUUUGAUAUAACAUUUAUGAUUAAUGUAUAUUUGUUUCUAUUAUCACAAGUAAUUGUAAUAUUUCGUUAUGUUUGAAAAUUAUUAUUAUUAUUAUUAUUAUCUAUUUGUUACUUUCACAACAUAUUUUAUAUUUGCCUUGAAUGUUGAAUUUUCUACCUUAAUGUUACGUUAACAUUUGAAUAACUUUAUGUCUGUUUAAUUUUGUGUAAUAUAUAUGAAUACGUUAGAAUUCUAAGCGCAAUUAAAAUAUUGUUUUGUAAUUUUGCAUUUCAUAAAUAAUGGUACACUAAAAAUAAUGGCAGUUACAGAGAUAUCUACAUAUUGUCAGGACAGAAAGUUGGAAAUCUAGUCUAAAACAAGCUUUCACAGUAGCAAUGGAGUUUCAGCAAUAUUACUGUUUCUUGAUUGGUAUCUAUAAAUACGUACGACCUAAUUACUUACUGAUAUUUCACACUGUUUUGUGCGAUAUUUAUGAAGUGUUUAAUAUAUUUUAGACAUAAAUGAAAGAUGAAAAUAUGAUUGAAUCAAUACAUUGAUAGUAUUUUCAAGUUUGCUUUGGAUGAAAAGCAAAAAGAUCUGUUUUAUCGUAUUUUAACGUUUGUACUUUUUACUUUUAAAGGCAUAUGCUCUAAAAAGAUGUAAUGAUCUUUGAAAUUUACGACCAAGAAUAAAAAGAAAAUAUAAUUUUGUAUAAAAUCAACUAUUUUUAAUGCUCAAAUAUGUAUAUACUCUUCUUACUAUUACUAUGAAUUAAAUAAUUUUAUCGGAGUUGUUGAUAUUUCUAACAGAAACUUUUUCCGACAAAAUUAUAGAUAAUUAUUAUAAGAAUUUUAUUUGGACUCGUUAUUGAUUAAGAGUGAAUUUAAAAACUUUUAAGAUGUUACCAAAACUUUAUGUAACAAAAUUCUUACACUUAUUCGUUUGUUGCUUUUUUCCUUUCAACAUAUCAUUUAAUAUUAACAUGUUAAAAUUUGUAAUACAAAUUGUAAUUCACAGUAUGCGCCCACAUUCCAAUAAAUUUAAGUUUUACAAACAGGAGAGGAGCUCUGUAAAAAAUCUGUACAAAUAAUAUAGGAAUAAUGAAUAAACAAUUAACACGA
Molecule: messenger RNA, 4031 nt
Organism: Osmia lignaria (orchard mason bee)
Lineage: Eukaryota; Metazoa; Arthropoda; Insecta; Hymenoptera; Megachilidae
Gene: olf186-M
Product: Ki-ras-induced actin-interacting protein-IP3R-interacting domain olf186-M
Molecular function (GO): signaling receptor binding
Source: RefSeq, a predicted model, not a curated record